CGACGCAAUGGGUAUGACAUAACUAUAUCAUAGCUAAGGUAUAACCAAGGCUUUAAUAGUUAACUACAUGCCGUAGUAGGAUAAAGAUAGAAGAUAGAUAGGAAGGGCUAAGCUGAUAUUGAAGACCCCGGAGGAGAAGAUGUAAGCUCCGGGUCUUACGAUGAUGCGUUCUUGUAUGCCUAGCAAAGGGGAAAGCCGCUACGUCUCGUGUCUAUGCCUAGAUAGAUGGCACACCUAGUUGAGAAUUUCCAAGGCACUUACUCCCUACCUCUUCUUACUCUGCAGCAUUCCGGCAUCUUUGAGUACACCCAUUUUACCAGUUCUUUUAUUCAUCUAGUGAAGCCAUUACCUGAAAAUGCCUGUAACAGAACUAGCAUGGAUUCCUUCCAACAUCCCGGGGACUAUCUCCCCGGAGUUUCUCAAUGCUCUACGAGAAGGCAUGGAGGCACAAGGUGACUGGGCCGCAGCAAAUGCGUCGUCAACCCUCCCGCCCGGACCCCCGGCCAAUCGAGGUGCUGCCUUGUAUCAACAACGCGAGGACCCGGGCAUGGUCCUCAUAACGGCGCACUGGGACUCCAAAGAACAACACCUUGAGUGCAUAGUCAGUGAAGAGAACCAGCAGGGGCUGCGUGCGGUCGCCGAUCACUCCGUGGUAACGGAGAUCAAGGUCUUCCACGUCGACGGGGUACAGAUGUUCGGGAAGGAGACACUUGACGCGGGACGUCUAAGCAUAUUGAGAGUUGGCGUCAAAGAGGGGAAUAGGGAAAAGCUUGAGAAGAUUUGGAAUGAGGACGCGAAGAACUUGGUAUCUUCUCGCGCGGGAUUUGAACACACGGGGGGCUGGAGGAUUGAAAAAGAUCAAGGCGAGGAGAAUGUGUUUGCAGUCGUGGGGUCGUGGCGGGAUGAAGAAGCUCUCAGCCGCUUUGCUGCGGGUAAGGAGUGGGAAGAAAUGUGGAAGGGCGCUGCGCUGAAGACGGAUAUCACAACAUAUAGUCGCAUUGCUUAGAUGGGCUAUGCAUAGGAUAAUCGGUUCACAGAUACUGCAACUCUGGUCAUGUUAUCUUGAUAUAAACCUG
Molecule: messenger RNA, 1076 nt
Organism: Xylaria bambusicola
Lineage: Eukaryota; Fungi; Ascomycota; Sordariomycetes; Xylariales; Xylariaceae
Exons: 2
Coding region: 356-1006 (216 amino acids)
Source: RefSeq, a predicted model, not a curated record